AUGACUGAGGUUGUCUAUCUUGUGGGGAGACUAGUUUCAGCGGCUUUAGAAGAAAUUCAAAAGUUAUUGGGCGUCAAGGGUGACCAAGACAAGCUCAAGAACUUGCUAGAGAUGAUCAAGAAGACGCUCGCUGAUGCUGAGCAGAAGCAAACAACAAAUCAAGCUGUGAGGAUUUGGCUGUCAAAGGUUAAAGACUUUUGCUAUGAUGCCGAGGACGUGCUAGAUGAAUUCGAAGCAAGGCCUUGUGGAGGCGGGCGAGGCCGAAAAGGAAGAAACAAAGAUAAGCAGAGGAUAAUAGAGCUAUUGAUGAGAACGGAUGAUGAUGGAGUUGGUAAGGUAGGUGUCAUCUCAAUUGUUGGAAUGGGAGGUAUUGGAAAGACGACUCUUGCUAAAUGGGUUUACAUGGAUGAUAGGAUAAGCAAAUAUUUUGAUCUCAAAGUUUGGUUAUCCAUGUCAGUAGAUUUUGAAGUUAAGAAGAUAAUAAGAGACAUCAUUGAGUCUCUUAGUCAUGAAGCAAAAUGUGAUAGUUGGAGCCUUGAAAAGCUGCAAAAUCACCUAAGAAGCAUUGUGGAGAACAAAAGGUGUUUGUUGGUAAUGGACGAUGUGUGGGAAGUUAGUCGGGAAAAUUGGGAAGGACUGAGAGAUUUGUUAGAAGGUGUCUCCGAAGGGAGUAAAGUCAUUGUGACUUCGUGGAAUAAAUCGAUUGUCUCAACCAUGGGCACUGUUCCCCCACAUAAUUUGGCCAACCUUUCACAAGAGGAUUCUUUGACUUUGUUCAUGAAGUGCGCCUUUGAUCAAGGGCAAGAGAAGAAUCACCCAGACCUUAUGGCAAUUGGCAAGGAAAUCGUGAGCAAGUGCGCAGGGAAUCCUAUGGCGGUGAAGACACUAGGGAGCCUUCUGUAUUCAAAAACCAAACUGAGCAACUGGGAAUGUAUACGAGACAGUGAGAUAUUGCAAUUACAAACUGGUAUUUUACCUUCAUUGAGAAUAAGUUACGAUCUAAUGCCUUUUCACUUGAAACAAUGUUUCGCUUAUUGCUCCAUAUUCCCGAAGAAUUACAAGUUCAACAACCUGGAACUGAUCCAACUAUGGAUCGCAAACGGGCUUAUUCAAUCCAGUGGAAAUACUCAGGAGCUGGAAGAGAUUGGACAGCAGUAUUGGGAGGAGCUGUGGUCGAGAUCCUUCUUCGACGAUGUCGUGGAAGACUAUUUGUUCUUGACCUUCAAAAUGCACGACCUCAUACACCAACUUGCGAUUUCGGUGGCACAAACCGAAUCAUCCAACGUGAACAUGAACAUGCGCACGCAGGAUGUUUCCCCGACCACUCAGCAUAUAUCAUUUUCGGAUCCAUCUCUUCUGCCAGAAGAUGAACUACCUAGCUACUUGAGCAAACUCAGCAGGGUUCGCACCAUCAUGUUUCCAAUAAAAAAGGAGGGUUCCACUGGGGAGUCCUUUCUAGAGAUGUGCAUUUCGAGAUUCAAGCAAUUGAGAGUGCUAUAUCUACAUGACUCUAGCUUUGACCAACUGCCUAGUUCAAUCAGUGGUCUAAAGCAAUUGAGCAACGAUUCCCAGAGAAGGGAAUAG
Molecule: messenger RNA, 1584 nt
Organism: Eucalyptus grandis
Lineage: Eukaryota; Viridiplantae; Streptophyta; Magnoliopsida; Myrtales; Myrtaceae
Product: disease resistance protein RGA2
Exons: 3
Coding region: 1-1584 (527 amino acids)
Biological process (GO): defense response to other organism
Molecular function (GO): ADP binding
Source: RefSeq, a predicted model, not a curated record